Molecule: messenger RNA, 964 nt
Organism: Prorocentrum cordatum
Lineage: Eukaryota; Dinophyceae; Prorocentrales; Prorocentraceae
Source: the annotation of a GenBank genome assembly
GCUGAUCGAGGGAGCAGUGCACGACAAGCUGCUCUCGCUGGGCGCCUUCGUUACCAUGCUGACAGACCCUUGGAUCAUUUUGGCAGAUUGGAACAUGACACCCGAGCAGCUUGCAGCGACAGAGUGGCUGGCCAAAUGGAAUGCUACCAUCGUGCGAGCACCUGGAUCCGCCACCUGCGACAAGGGCCAGGGGCUCACGCUAGACUUCGCACUGGUCAAGACGGGCAUCGAGCACACCAUUUCCAUCCGCCAGUGCCCCACAGUACCGUGGGCCACCCACGUUGGCCUCGAAGUUCGAGCAGGCAGCGCAGAUCCGUGGUGGUAUCAGUCUAUCGCUACGCCCAAGGUCGAGCUCGCAGCGCCGAACCCGAUCUCCUACGCCAUCCCGCUGGACUUGUGGCAAAAGCAAUGGCAGGAGGCGUCCCCCACACGUUGCAAGCAGCCGCACGCGCACUUCGUGUACCGGCACUGGGCGCACGACGCCGACCUCCUCAACCUCAAGUACGCCAACUGGGUCACGGCCCUCGAGAACACCAUGAUCAGCCACCACCAGAUCGACCCGAAGGAAGCCCCAGCAUACACUGGCCGUGCUAAGGGCUACCAGCUAUCUUGGAAGAAGACAGCGGCUGCACCAGGCCGCGUCCACGUACAUGAUCCACAGUCGGAAUGGUGGGCCAUUACGCUCACCCUCAUCAAGCGCUACGCCGCGCUCAUCGACAAGCCUAAGCACGCAGCGCUUAUGGGGCAGCAGGCCACCAUCAUCCAGCGGCGCGCCGACCAUUUCAACAGCCACAGCCAUGACCUCCAGUUCGAGAAGGAUGAGGACACCAUCUUCCGCUGGUUCGCGCUCGUCUGGGCCCCGCACCUGGACAAGGACGAGACCGACGACCUGGUCACUAUUACCGCUACCUGGGCCUCCAGAGCCCUCUCGGCCGCCCUCGCCAAGUCCAAGAGGGCCUACGGG